This is a messenger RNA of Salmo salar (Atlantic salmon), 4641 nucleotides long. RefSeq names its product palmitoyltransferase ZDHHC21. The record is from RefSeq and is a predicted model, not a curated record. Gene Ontology annotation, cellular component: Golgi apparatus; endoplasmic reticulum. Gene Ontology annotation, biological process: peptidyl-L-cysteine S-palmitoylation; protein targeting to membrane. Gene Ontology annotation, molecular function: protein-cysteine S-palmitoyltransferase activity. Lineage: Eukaryota; Metazoa; Chordata; Actinopteri; Salmoniformes; Salmonidae.
AGUAAGGCGGAAGUAGUAAGGAAAAUGAACCUUGACCUCAGAUCGCAUGCUGGGACAAUUACAUUUCUUUUUUGCAAUUAUAUAUAUAUUUUAGAUAAAUCAUACAAAUAACACUACCAGAAUAAUAUUUUAUUUGGCUUACAAAAAAAUACAUUAUACAAAAAAAGUUCGAACGCACGUCCAGUAGGUGGCAGCAGGACAAAUCUUUCUGACAGCAAAUCAUAACACAGUCACAGAAUAUUUCAUUUGCGGCAUCUCCACGGAAGUACCCAGUAAGAACUGAACCGGUGGACUCAUUGGAAAAGACAGUACUAAUAAUCACAGGAACCAUGAAGCUUCGGCUGCACUUUGUGGUGGACCCCAUGGGCUGGUUCUGCAUCAGUGUGGUGUUGGCCAUCUGGCUCUACAACUCCUUCUUCAUCCCCAAGUUGGUGCUGCUGCCACAUUUCUAUGAGGGUCAUAUCCACUGGGCCUUGGUUGUCAGUUACUACUUAGCAUCAGCCUUCUGUAUGGCAGCACUUUUUAGAGCUUCUACAGCCGACCCUGGCAGACUCCCAACCGACCCCCACAUCCCUCACUCAGAGCGAGAGCAGUGGGAAAUGUGUAGCAAGUGCAACAUGAUGAGACCAAAAAGGUCCCACCACUGCAGUCGUUGUGGCCAUUGUGUACGUAGAAUGGACCACCACUGUCCAUGGAUCAAUAAUUGUGUAGGGGAGGACAACCACUGGCUCUUCUUGCAGCUCUGUUUUUACACACAGGUCCUCAGUUUGUUCACCCUGGCUCUGGACUUCUGCCAGUACUAUUACUUCCAGCCCUUAACCACAUUGGACCAGGAGGCAUUUACAGCACGUCACGAGCUCGCCCUGAUACGAGUGUCUGCGAUCAUGGGUCUGGUGAUGUUCGGAGGCAUGAGCAGCCUUUUCUAUACUCAGCUGGCUGGCAUCCUGACAGACACCACCACCAUUGAGAAAAUGGCUAACUUCUCAAAUAAAAUAGGCGGGGCUGGUGGUGGGUCAAAGGAAUCCUGGCAGCGGACUCUGGCUGAGGUGUUUGGCACUACCUGGAAAGUUCUGUGGUUCAUCCCGUUGAGGAGCAGGCAACCGCUGACCUUUCCCCACCACUUCCGCACUCACGUGUAGAUAAGUGAAGGAGCUCUGUCCCACUUCGAACCAGACGAUAGGCUGCCAUCUCUGACAGAGAAUACACUGUGCACACUUUCAGCACCCCCCGCCUGCCUUCACCUCCCUGUUUUGUGCCAUCUAAGCUCGGUGGUAGUCUUGGUUGGUCAGUGGAUACACACAGUCUUUUUGUCUUUCUCUAUAGGACGUAGGAUUGACAGUGCCUGAACUGGAUCACAAACCUCUGCAAGAGUCGAGUACAUGUUACCAAGUGCAACCUAGUCCCCUUUCUAAUCAUUACUAGGGGCUCCAUUGUGCUCUAUUGUCCCAUUGCAGAAACCACUUUAAAGGGAAAUUGCUUUUGAGAGAAACUCAAAAGGAAAUCACUAAGAACCUCAAGUUGAUUAUAGGGCCAUGUAGACCUUCAAACGACACUAAAUAUUAACCCUAACUCUGUACCCAAUACACAGCCUGAUUUUUCUAUAAUUUGUGCCAUGACACUUUUAGUCAGUCUCCCAAAUGGUUUGGAUACACGCUUUUUACAGAAGGCUAUAUAAGUAAUUAUUUUGGGAAGAAGUUGGCUAUCAAGUGGUGGGCAAGUUGGUUUAUGGGUUGCUAUAUUGUAGAGCAGUACCAUGAUUUAACUGCAUUCCAUAAUUAUAUGGUUCAAGGGUUCCUUUGCUUUACUGAUUACACUCAUAUUUAUUUUUAAAGAUUUUUUAAAGAUGCUCCUACCACUAUUAACACCUUAAUAUUAACUACAUAGUAACCAACCAUUACCGCUGUGAAUGGAAAAUAAGUAAUGUCUUGUGUUCCACUUUCAUUACUAUCAAUUAGACAACAUUUCCACAGAAGUGCUGAACCUUCACAGAUAUCCAUGAUUAAAAACAUCUCACAAUGCUAGAAAGUCAUCUGUUAUAAAACACUAUGUUUGCUUGAGACUUUUUCAAACCUCCACACUGCCUAUUGCCAAAUUAUUUAACCUUACCAAUGAAGAUGAUUUGAAAAAUGUCCCAAUGGGGAGUCACAGUGAAAGAAGUGGAUUGUAUCAACAUUUAUUUCAAGCUAUACCAAAUACUUGUAUUUAUAUGUAUCUGCUGUUGUACACUUGGCUGUAACAUUGUGCAUAUGCACUGAUAUAUUACCUCUAUAUUAUUUGUACACAUUCCACAUUCUUUCAGUAUACAUAUGCUGUAGAAAUCUUUGAAGAAUUACUCCUUUUUUAAGUUUAUUGAUUUUUAUUUCAAUGUUCUCAUCACUUUUUGAGUUGAUCAUUUUUAAUGAAUUUAAUGUAUGAUAAUAAUAUUGAGUCUCCUGUUCCUAAUGUAAGACCUAGUGGAGUCUCAGAACACUGUCCAUGUAAGUGAGUAGGCACUGGUUGAUGUUGAUUUGUUAUGUUGAAUGUGGGGACAGCUGCUGUAAAUUGUCUGUCAUAUUUCUAGUUUCUCCUUUUUCUGUACCUUGAUUGGUCAUAAAUGGUAGUGGAUGCUGGGAUCUUUUUUUGUAUUAACAAUAGGGUCUUUAAUUUGAAUUUCCUGGUUGACAUUGUAUUAUGUUUUCUACUCUUUACUUCCUUCAUCAUAGGAUGCAUCAUAUAUGGGGAAUGUUAAUGUUACAAUAAUGAAAAUACAUGUUUUUCGUUUAGACUUGAAAUAUUUGUCAAUGGCACAUCACCAAUAGGAGUGCCACCAACUGUCUUAAACCAUAGAUGUAUGUACAACAAUAUUUUUUAACACUACAUCAACUGUAAGUCUAUAAAGGACCUUGGUGAGGAGCUAUAUCCUCAUUAUAUCAACUGGUGUCCCACAGGGCUUGAUGCUAGGUCCCUUGCUGUUCUUAUGUGUGUCUUCUACACUCCCCAACCCUCCCCUUCUUAAACGUUAUCUCCCUCCUAACUUGAUCACUCGUGAUGGAUGCUCCAUUGUCUUAUGACACUAUAUAAUGUAAUGUACCACUUUCUCUGUAAUCAUUCAACUUCAUGCUACUGAAAUCUGCACUUUAUUACAUCCCAUGAUAUUAGAAUGUAGCACUUUUUUAUUUUAGUAAGGAAUUUGCCAUUAACCUUUUCCAUAGCCAUUAACAUAGAUCUACUUACAAGUCUUUUUUAUUUGGUUGUUUGGCUAAACCCUUAUUAUAAUUAACUUUUAAUAAGUGGCUCUAGAUAAGUGUCUAUGCUAAAUUACAAAUGUACUAGGAAGGAGAGUCCACAUAUACAGAUGUAGGAUCUUAAUUUGAGCCAGUUUGCUACAGCACGAACGAUUAUCCUGCAACAACAGGACGUGAAUUAUUAUGUGGAUUGUAAUUAAUUGACGUUUUUGUUGAAUUGAUACAUUUUUCAUGAGGAAAAAUCAGAUCUGAAAUGUCAAAGUGGAAAUUACAAACUUCAGAAGCCUUUCUAAACCUCAAAUACGCUUUCCUCCAUUGCAGGAAAGUUCUCCUGCAACUGGGCAAUCAAAUUAAUAUCCUACAUCUAUUGAGUCUUGUAGUUGCGGCAUACGUCUUAUUUAUUUUUUUUAUCUAAUGUUAUUGACACAUGAUUCAUGCAUGUUCAGGUUAUAUUACUUGUUGUUUACAUAUUUAUUUUUUACAUAUAAGAACACCAAUAUUUUACAGUUAGAGAUUUCAGCUUGAAGUACCAAUGUUGUGCUGACUCAUGCAUUUGGCUAAAUGAUUCUCGUUAGGCCUUUUUGCUGCAACAACUUUUCUUUCUCAAUGUAAUUAAGAAGAAUGCAUAUAUACAGUAGAUCAUUAAUGUGUUGUGCAUAUAUCAUACAUAUAUUCCUGACUGUUGUGUAAUGAAUUGGGCUCCAACCUGACAUCAAGACCGACUUGAGGAUGCAUUAGAAUGUAUAGAGGCUUGAAGCUUAAGAAUCUUUUGUCCUCAAGAGAUUGCAAUAAGAUGGAAUUUAAUUUCAUUGAGUUCAAUUGAAAUGUAUCUCCAUAACUUAAAUAUAAUGUAGACGUCCGUAUACUCAACAUAAUAUAUAUAUUUAAAGGGAACGUCUCUUAAGAUGUUGGUAUGCCUCACAUACAUUGCCUCGCAUACACAUGCAUUUCAAAUAGCCACCUACAUUUUACAUUACCUACAAAGCAUUACUGUUUUUUAUUGUACCCAUAAUACCUAUAUUCUGAAAAUUCUAACAUUUAGUUAACUUACAGAUCGAUUAAGGUAUGGCAUAAGGAAUGGAACAUCAAUUUUUGCCUAAUAUUGUCCAUUUGAGAAUCAAUUUCAGGGAAAAAUUUAGAUUUAAAAAAGGUUUUUAACUGAUGGAAUUAAAGGAAUUUGUUAAUGACUUGAAAUUCAGUUUGAGCUUUUAAAAAAUUGUUCAGUUGAAAUCUGUUUUGGGAAGACCGAAUUUAAAGUUAAUGUGAUACAUGUUGGUUAUUUUCUGUGUCUCAGGUUAUAAUUAUAUUCAUUUUCUUUGACAAUUAAGAAAAAAACCAUUGUUUUAAUCAUGGGAAUAUAAAUGCUGCCAAUACACAUGAUUAUUUACUAAAUAAAUGCUGUAACUAAGUUCUUAAA